Molecule: messenger RNA, 965 nt
Organism: Salvia hispanica
Lineage: Eukaryota; Viridiplantae; Streptophyta; Magnoliopsida; Lamiales; Lamiaceae
Product: heavy metal-associated isoprenylated plant protein 3-like
Molecular function (GO): metal ion binding
Source: RefSeq, a predicted model, not a curated record
AGAAACAGUUACCACACUCCCAAAUCCCACUUCCAUUUCCAUUUCCGAUUGAGUCGAAUCGCCCACAAUGACUGAGCAGAACAAAACGAGCAGUGGCGAGGAGCAGAAGAAGGGGAGAACAGAGAGCAAGAAGAAAGAGAGCGCCGGCAAUGUCAGCGUCGUGCUCAAGGCCAACCUCCACUGCGAAGGCUGCGUCUCCAAGGUUUUGAAGUGCAUUCGCACUUUCGACGGUGUGGACACAGCUAGUAUCGGCGACGGACAGAUCACAGUCGUCGGAAAGAUAGAUCCGGCUAAGCUCCGGGAGAGGGUGGAGAAGAAGACUCACAAGAAGGUCGAAGUCGUUUCGCCGAAGACCAAAAACGGAGACGCUAAAGAGAAAACCGAGAAGAAAAAGGAAGAAAAAAACACGAGCAAUAAUAAAUCCGAUUCCGAAAAGUCCGAUCACAAAGAGCCUCCGGUGACAACGGCGCAGCUGAAGGUGCACCUGCACUGCGAGGGCUGCAUCCAGAAAAUUCGCAAAAUCAUAGUGAAGACCAAGGGUUACAGAGAUAUGAAGAUCGACAAGCAGAAGGAGACGGUGACGGUCACCGGAGCCCUCGACAUGAAGGCGUUAGCCGAGGUGCUGAAGAAGCAUUUGAAGAGGGAGGUGCAGAUCGUGGCGGCUAAGAAGGAGGCCGAGAAGAAAGAGAGCGAGAGUGGGAAAGGGGGCGGCGAGAAGGGAAACGGCGGAGCGAAGGCGGAGAAGAUGGAAGGGAAUAACAAAAUGCAGUUCCAAGUCGGGUACCCGCAUCCGUAUCCGUACCCGGAUCCGUUUUACAACCCGUAUGCAAACGGAUCCACCCAUGCCCCACAGCUCUUCAGCGACGAGAACCCUAAUGCUUGUAGUCUCAUGUGACUACAAAAUUUUAUUCGUGUUGAAAUUCAGAUGCAUUAUAAAAUAUUUUAUUUAUUACGGCCUAAUUUAC